Messenger RNA from Colletotrichum siamense, 885 nucleotides. RefSeq lists its product as uncharacterized. The transcript has a single exon. Gene Ontology annotation, molecular function: RNA binding; zinc ion binding. Gene Ontology annotation, biological process: mRNA splicing, via spliceosome. The record is from RefSeq and is a predicted model, not a curated record. The coding region runs from base 1 to 885 and encodes 294 amino acids. Gene Ontology annotation, cellular component: precatalytic spliceosome. Lineage: Eukaryota; Fungi; Ascomycota; Sordariomycetes; Glomerellales; Glomerellaceae.
AUGUCCGAAUACUGGAAAUCAACGCCGAAAUACUGGUGCAAGCACUGCGGCAUCUUCGUCCGCGACACCAAGCUCGAGCGCCAGAACCACGAAGCCACCGGCAAGCACCAGGGCGCGCUCAAGCGCUUCCUGCGAGACCUCCACCGCGGCCAUGAGCAAGAGGAGCGCGACAAGGACCGCGCGCGGCGCGAGAUUGAGCGCCUGAAGGGCGUCGCCUCGGGAUCUUCAUCAUCAUCUACGUCGUUUGCGAAGCCUGGAUCGAGCAGCAGCGCGCCGGCACCCGCGCCGGGCGGAACGGAGGCGGCGAGGAAGAGGCAGAUGGAGCAGCUCGCGGAGAUGGGCGUGUCGAUACCUACCGAGUUCCGAGGCGAUAUGGCGAUGGCAGGCGAGUGGACCGUCACUGCGACAAAGGUCGUGGACGAGGAUGCGGCCAAGGAGAAGCCCGUGGAGGCGAAGGCUGUCGGCGUCCGGAAGCGCGAGCAGACGGAGGAGGAGAAGGAAGAGGAGGACGCCGUGCGCGGGCUGUUUAAGAAGCCCAGGAAAUGGGGCGGUAUGAGGGCGAUGCCGGAGGACGACAAGGAGCUCGACGCGCUGCUCAGCGCCGACACGCUCUUCCGGCCCAAGAAGGAGGAGUCUGCUGCCGCGGAGGACAGUGUCAAGAAGGAGGAGGGCGCAGACGAGGCUGCGGCGGCAGUGACAUCAGAUGUGCCCGCUAUCAAGGCUGAAGAGGACGAGGCUGGCGACAAGCUUUCGGCAGCGGCGUUGGGGCCAAUCGCCGAUGCCGACGGGGUGAAGAAGGAGGAAGACGGCGUGGAAUCCACGGAAGCCGCGGCACCUGCUGUGGUGUUCAAGAAGCGCAAGGCCAAGAACAUUCGGCAAAAGUGA